Chilo suppressalis (striped riceborer) is the source of this 1014-nucleotide messenger RNA. The record is from the annotation of a GenBank genome assembly. Lineage: Eukaryota; Metazoa; Arthropoda; Insecta; Lepidoptera; Crambidae.
AUGGGUAGAAGCGGUGUUGGAAAGAAUCGCCGCGGGGAACGAAGCGAAGAGCAGCGCGGGGAGCAAAGCGAUGGGCAGCGCGGGGAGCAAAGUGAUGGGCAGCGCGGGGAGCAAAGCGAUGAGCAGCGCGGGGAGCAAAGCGAUGAGCAGCGCGGGGAGCAAAGCGAUGGGCAGCGCCGGGAGCAAAGCGAUGGGCAGCGUGGGGAGCAAAGCGAUGAGCAGCGCGGGGAGCAAAGCGAUGAGCAGCGCGGGGAGCAAAGCGAUGGGCAGCGCGGGGAGCAAAGCGAUGGGCAGCGCGGGGAGCAAAGCGAUGAGCAGCGCGGGGAGCAAAGCGAUGAGCAGCGCGGGGAGCAAAGCGAUGAGCAGCGCGGGGAGCAAAGCGAUGGGCAGCGCGGGGAGCAAAGCGAUGGGCAGCGCGGGGAGCAAAGCGAUGAGCAGCGCGGGGAGCAAAGCGAUGAGCAGCGCGGGGAGCAAAGCGAUGAGCAACACGAGGAGCAUAAAAGGGCAACAUCGCGGCAGCGCGGGGAACGAAGCGAAGAGCAGCGCGGGGAGCAAAGCGAUGGGCAGCGCGGGGAGCAAAGUGAUGGGCAGCGCGGGGAGCAAAGCGAUGAGCAGCGCGGGGAGCAAAGCGAUGAGCAGCGCGGGGAGCAAAGCGAUGGGCAGCGCCGGGAGCAAAGCGAUGGGCAGCGUGGGGAGCAAAGCGAUGAGCAGCGCGGGGAGCAAAGCGAUGAGCAGCGCGGGGAGCAAAGCGAUGGGCAGCGCGGGGAGCAAAGCGAUGGGCAGCGCGGGGAGCAAAGCGAUGAGCAGCGCGGGGAGCAAAGCGAUGAGCAGCGCGGGGAGCAAAGCGAUGAGCAGCGCGGGGAGCAAAGCGAUGGGCAGCGCGGGGAGCAAAGCGAUGGGCAGCGCGGGGAGCAAAGCGAUGAGCAGCGCGGGGAGCAAAGCGAUGAGCAGCGCGGGGAGCAAAGCGAUGAGCAACACGAGGAGCAUAGUUUGACGGGGAUAUUACACCUUUAG